AUGUCCACUGUGGUAGCUCAGUCGCUGCAUGUUUUUGGUCUUCGAUCCCACGUGUCCAACAAUGUGUUCUUCUUCGAUGAACAGAUCAUUAUAUUUCCUUCAGGAAAUCACUGUGUGAAGUACAAUGUGGAUCAGAAGUGGCAAAAAUUCAUUCCAGGCUCAGACAAGAGUCAGGGCAUGUUGGCCUUGUCCAUCAGUCCCAAUCGGCGAUACCUUGCUAUCUCCGAGACUGUGCAAGAAAAACCCGUCAUCACCAUUUACGAGCUGUCAGCCGUUCCUUGCCGAAAGCGCAAAGUCCUUAAUAAUUUUGACUUCCCAGUUCAGAAGUUCAUUUGCAUGGCUUUUUCUCCAGACUCCAAAUACCUCUUGACCCAGACGUCACCUCCAGAGUCAAACCUUGUCUAUUGGCUGUGGGAAAAACAGAAAGUAAUGGCCAUCGUUAGAACUGAUACUCAGAACAAUGCUGUCUACCAGGUGAGCUUCAAUCCCCAGGAUAACACUCAGAUUUGUGUCACUGGAAAUGGGAUGUUUAAGCUUCUCCGUUUUGCUGAGGGAACCCUGAAGCAAACUAAUUUUCAGAGGGGAGAACCCCAAAACUAUCUCGCCCACACCUGGGUGUCUGAUGACAAGAUUGUUGUUGGCACUGACACAGGCAGGCUCUUCCUCUUUGAGUCUGGAGAUCAACGCUGGGAGACAAGUAUCAUGGUCAGGGAGCCCACCAGUGAGACGAAAAACCUGGGGGUGAUCCAGGAAUCCGAGAGCCUGAUCGAAUUUCCGACAAUCACCUCCCCAGUCCCUUCCUACGAGCAGGUCGUGAUGGCCGGCAGCCACCACCAGCUGUCCCUGCCCCAGGUGUCUGCCAUCGCAGCCUAUUCCAAGGGAUUUGCCUGCUCUGCUGGGCCAGGGAGAGUUCUACUGUUUGAGAAGAUGGAAGAGAAGGAGUUUUACCGUGAGAGCAGGGAAAUCCGGAUUCCUGUGGACCCACAGAGCAAUGACCCGAGUCAGUCAGACAAACAGGACGUGCUCUGCAUGUGCUUCAGCCCCUCCGAGGAAACUCUGAUCGCCAGCACCAGCAAGAACCAGCUCUACAGCAUCACCAUGUCCCUGACGGAGAUCAGCAAGGGGAAGACUGCCCACUUUGAGUAUCUGAUGUACCCGCUACACUCAGCGUCCAUCACUGGUCUAGCUACUUGCAUCCGCAAACCCCUCAUUGCCACCUGCUCUGUGGAUCGGUCUGUUCGCAUCUGGAAUUACGAAUCAAACACCCUGGAACUAUUUAAGGAAUACCAAGAAGAAGCUUAUACAAUCAGCCUUCACCCAUCUGGACACUACAUUGUAGUAGGGUUUGCUGACAAACUACGCCUUAUGAAUCUACUCAUUGAUGAUAUACGUUCUUUCAAAGAAUAUUCUGUCAGAGGGUGCAAAGAGUGUUGCUUUAGCAACGGAGGUCACCUGUUUGCUGCAGUCAAUGGGAAUGUGAUUCACAUUUUUUCCACCACCAGCCUGGAGAACGUCUCGAAUCUGAAAGGACACACAGGGAAGAUUCGUUCAGUUGCGUGGAAUACAGAUGACAGCAAACUGAUUUCUUGUGGCACAGAUGGUGCUAUAUAUGAAUGGAAUCUGUCCACAGGAAAGAGAGAGACAGAAUGUGUGCUCAAGUCCUGCAGCUACAACUGUGUUACCAUCUCCCCUGAUGGCAAAAUCAUCUUUGCUGUUGGAUCAGACCAGACUCUCAAGGAGAUAGCAGAUUCUUCAGUCCUUCGAGAGAUGUCAGCAUUUGACGUCACCUACACAGCCAUCGUCAUCUCCCAUUCCGGGCGCAUGAUGUUUGUGGGCACCUCAGUGGGAACCAUUCGUGCGAUGAAGUACCCGCUGCCUCUGCAGAAAGAAUUCAACGAGUACCAGGCCCAUUGCGGUCCUAUCACCAAGAUGUCGCUCACCUUUGAUGACCAGUUCCUGCUGAGCGUCGCCGAGGAUGGCUGCCUGUUCACCUGGAAGGUCUUUGAUAAGGAUGGUCGGGGAAUCAAGCGAGAGAGGGAGGUGGGCUUUGCUGAAGAGGUGCUGGUUACAAAGACGGACAUGGAAGAGAAGGUUCAGGUUAUGUUGGAGCUGAAGACUCGUGUGGAAGAAUUAAAAAUGGAGAAUGAGUAUCAACUCCGACUAAAGGAUAUGAACUAUUCUGAGAAGGUUAAGGAGCUAACAGACAGGUUCCUCCAGGAAAUGGAGUCCUUGAAAACAAAAAACCAGGUUUUAAGAACAGAAAAAGAAGAGCAGGAUGCACUCCAUCGUGAACGCAUGGACGACCUCCUGGAAAAACAGAGCCGGGAACUGCAGGACUUGGAAUGUUACAACAACCAAAAGUUGCUUCUAGAAUAUGAGAAGUACCAGGAGUUGCAGCUCAAGUCCCAGAGGAUGCAGGAAGAGUAUGAGAAACAGCUUCGGGAUAACGAAGAGACCAAGAGCCAGGCCCUGGAGGAGCUGACUGAGUUUUACGAGGCCAAACUGCAGGAGAAAACCACCCUCCUGGAAGAGGCGCAGGAAGAUGUCAGGCACCAGCUGCGCGAGUUUGAAGAGACCAAGAAGCAGAUUGAAGAAGAUGAAGACCGUGAGAUCCAAGAUAUCAAAACCAAGUAUGAGAAGAAGCUUCGGGAUGAAAAGGAAUCAAACCUGCGGCUCAAAGGAGAAACGGGCAUCAUGAGGAAGAAGUUCAGCAGCCUGCAGAAAGAGAUUGAAGAGCGAACCAACGACAUUGAGAUUCUGAAGGGAGAGCAGGUGAAGCUGCAAGGAGUCAUCAAGUCCCUGGAGAAGGACAUCCUGGGUCUCAAGCGGGAGAUCCAGGAAAGAGACGAGACGAUUCAAGAUAAGGAGAAGCGAAUCUAUGAUCUGAAAAAGAAAAAUCAAGAACUAGAGAAAUUCAAGUUUGUGCUUGACUACAAAAUAAAGGAGCUGAAGAAGCAAAUAGAACCUCGAGAGAAUGAGAUCAAGGUGAUGAAGGAACAGAUUCAAGAGAUGGAAACUGAACUGGAGCAUUUCCAUAAGCAGAACACACAGCUGGAGCUGAACAUCACAGAAUUGUGGCAGAAAUUAAGAGCUACUGAUCAGGAGAUGCACAGAGAGAGACAAAAGGAGCGGGACUUGGAGGCGCUGGUCAAACGGUUUAAGACGGACCUUCACAACUGCGUGGCGUACCUCCAAGAACCCCGGCAGCUGAAGGAGAAGGUCCGCGCUCUCUUUGAGAAGUACGUGCAGCGGGCAGACAUGGUGGAGAUCACAGGGCUGAACUCGGACCUGCAGCAGGAGUACGCCCGUCAGCGGGAGCACCUGGAGAGGAGCCUGGCCACUCUCAAGAAGAAGGUGGUCAAGGAGAGUGAGCUGCACCGCGCGGAUUAUGUCCGUAUCAUGCAGGAAAAUGUCUCCCUGAUCAAGGAGAUUAAUGAGCUCCGCAGAGAGCUGAAGUUCACCCGCUCCCAAGUCUAUGACCUUGAAGCAGCCCUGAAACUGACCAAGAAAAUUCAACCACAAGACGUUCCAGAGACAGAGUCCGGCAAAGACUUGCCAGGCAUUCCUCCCACCGUGAGACUGAAUGAGCAAGAAGAAACUGGGAGAAUCAUUGAGAUGCAGCGCCUGGAGAUCCAGCGCCUCAGAGACCAGAUCCAAGAACAAGAGCAGCUCCCAGGCUUCCACCCCUUUGCCGGGAUGCGGUUGCCUUCCCUCCUGGGGGCAGAAGCAGACUUAAAGCUGCAGACCAAGUGACCCCCUCUGGUGAGCCGUCUCCAGCCAGGCCAGAAGAAGCACGGUGCUCCUGUCGUCCCCAGCCUGACUCUGGGCUGCAGCCCCUGCAGCCCUGACCAUACCAGCCUCUCCCUCCUGCCCUGGGGAACCUGGGACACGGGCAGAAUAAAGGUGUUCUCCCACAGUCGCGUCCAACUCUCUGCUUAGCCAGGGAGCUAGGGAGGGAGGAAGGGAGAGAGGGACCCUGAGGCCCGGGGGGCUCCUGCUCGUCCAAAGCCACCACUGCUAGUCCCUGCCCAGGCACAGGGCUGCCUGUCGCUGCAGAGAUCCCACGCCCCGCCCCGCCCUUCUCUGGACCUCAAGGGCAGGGCUGCCUGCCGCUGCAGAAAUCCCACGCCCCUCCCUGCUCUUCUCUGGACCUCAAGGGCAGGGCUGCCUGUCACUGCAGAGAUCCCACGCCCCUCCCCGCUCUUCUCUGGACCUCAAGGGCAGGGCCGCCUGUCGCUUCUGACCUGCCUUCUCCCCUGCCAGCCACGUCAGGACCAGACAAAGCCUCCUACGUUUUCUUCUUACUUAUGAAACAUAAUGAGGUUUGCUGAGAAUUUUCACAGCUGUGUAAAGGUGAGAGUAAAAUCAUGAACAUGGCAAAGUUGGUAGAGUUCCCCCACAUCUUCCAUUAUCUGCAGACCCUGGUAUCACGACUAUAAGCAGAACUCUGCCCUUCUUCCUCUUACCUCCAUGCCUCUCUAGACUUGUCAUCCUCGGUCUGCAGGGCGCUGCCCUGCUCCUCCAUUUCUGGGGGGCACCUCUUCCUCUAGACCCCAUACUGGGUGGCCCAGCCACACAUACCAGGAGAGGUGGUUGUUUAUGCACUAAGAACCCAGAUGUCCCUGUCUUCUCCCACCUGCAGAAGCCAGACACCCUUCUAAUACCCAAAUAACAAAUAUUAAGCCCCCGGUCCCUCCUGGUGUGUCAUGGACUCUCAGGGCUGAGAUACAACCAGACCUCAAGAAGGACUUGAACUAAGACCUGGGACACGGCUGGAACCCCCUCUCCCUCUCUUAUUCUUGCCUCUCUAUAGACCAGCCUCCCAUUGCCAGGACAGCUGGCAGAAGGGGACCCUUAGCAUCCCAUGAGUAGAUGCCCCAAGGCUGACAUGGAGUCUCUAGUCUAACUUUAAAUUGCCCAAGGAGAAUAUUUGGGGCCUAGCUUGAGUCUGGAGCUCACCGCUAUCCAAUCAACUGUACCCAUAGGGGUGGGUCACAGAAUAGAAUCCUGGUUACUGGGGUUCAUCCCUGUAGUGAAGCUGGUCAUUGUGAGUGGAGCAGAUAUUCCAAAAGAUGUCUGUCUGGGGCAACUGUCAGUCAUGGGGAACAUGGGGUGGGGGCAGGGGACCUGGAGCCAUUGAAGACCUGGUGUUGCACCUGUGCUUUAAGCCCUUUAUUCUCCAACUGCCUUUCAGGGUGGCAGGGUGGCAGGGAUGGGACCUCUUUUGCUCACCACUGUCUCCAGCACCUGCACAAUCCCUGGUCCAGAGAAGGGAAACAGUAAAUGUUUGCUGGAUGGAUUAUAUUAUUUAUCGCCUCCCCCCCAACUAUUUAGACUAGGUAUUAUUGUCCCCAUU
Messenger RNA from Balaenoptera musculus (blue whale), 5356 nucleotides. RefSeq names its product cilia and flagella associated protein 57 (gene CFAP57). The transcript is spliced from 22 exons. The record is from RefSeq and is a predicted model, not a curated record. Gene Ontology annotation, molecular function: protein binding. NCBI's taxonomy places the organism in Eukaryota, Metazoa, Chordata, Mammalia, Artiodactyla, Balaenopteridae. The coding region runs from base 1 to 3753 and encodes 1250 amino acids.